Molecule: messenger RNA, 2312 nt
Organism: Microdochium trichocladiopsis
Lineage: Eukaryota; Fungi; Ascomycota; Sordariomycetes; Xylariales; Microdochiaceae
Product: actin-like ATPase domain-containing protein
Exons: 3
Coding region: 281-2047 (588 amino acids)
Biological process (GO): D-xylose metabolic process; xylulose metabolic process
Cellular component (GO): cytosol
Molecular function (GO): D-xylulokinase activity
Source: RefSeq, a predicted model, not a curated record
CGGGAAAAGCGCAUGUUUACUACCUUAGCCGGGACAAAGAAAUCUAUUUGUUUCAGUCGUCUGCACGUGGCCUUCACCCGGGUUUAUUGUGUGCUUUUUCUGCCACCUGUCGAAGACCUGCUCUAAGACACACUUAUUUCCUUUUGGACCCCGUCGACAACCCGACUUCGGUGUGAUCACGGAGAUACCGCACGCCGCUCUUCUUUCGAGACGCCAGAACCACCACAAUCACUGCUUUCCCCUGAAGACUUUGCUCGGCCACAAUCCGCUCGACUUCGUGAUGGCCUCUGGGCCAUUGUACCUGGGCUUUGACCUGUCGACUCAGCAGCUCAAAGCCAUCGUUGUCGCCUCCAACCUGACAGUCGUCUCCGAGGCGAAAGUCGACUUCGAUGCCGACUUUGGCGCCAAGUACAAGAUCAAGAAGGGCGUCCUGACCGACGAGGCCGAGGGCGAGGUCUAUGCCCCCGUGGCUCUGUGGCUCGAGAGUCUGGACCUCGUACUCACGCGGCUGCGCGACGACGCCAAGUGCCCGAUCAGCCGGAUCAAGGGCAUCAGCGGCUCCGCACAGCAGCAUGGGAGCGUGUUCUGGAACGACAAGGCGGAGGCGGCGCUGAAGGGGUUGGGCUACAGCCAAGGCGGAAGUGGAAGUGGGAGUGGCCUGCUGGAGCAGCUCGAUGGCGUGCUUGCCUACCCAUUUGCGCCGAAUUGGCAGGACCAUAGCACGCAGGCGGAGUGUGACUUGUUCGACGCCCACCUGGGGGAUGAGGCCAAGCUCGCCGAGGCGACAGGCAGCUCUGCCCACCAUAGAUUCACGGGCACACAGAUCAUGAGGAUGCGGCGGAAAAGGCCCGAGGUCUACAAGAACUCGGCUCGCAUCUCGCUCGUCUCGUCUUUCCUCGCUUCCGUCCUCCUUGGUGACAUCGCCCCGCUUGAGAUCAGCGACGUCACCGGCAUGAACCUUUGGGACAUUGCGAACGAGCAAUGGAACGAGCCUCUGCUUGAGCUUACGGCAGGCAGCAAGGACGCCGUGCCCGACCUGCGCGCCAAGCUCGGCGAGGUGCCUCUGGAGGGCGCGGAACCUCUCGGAACCAUCAGCCCGUACUUUGUCGAGCGCUUCGGCUUCAGCAAGGACUGCAAGAUCGCACCAUUCACCGGCGACAACCCGGCCACGAUCCUCGCCCUGCCCUUGCGUCCCGGCGACGCGAUUGUGUCCCUGGGCACCUCGACCACGUUCCUCAUGAACACUGCGACGUACAAGCCGGACCCGUCAUACCACUUUAUGAACCACCCGACGACAAAGGGCCACUACAUGUUUAUGCUCUGCUACAAGAACGGCGGCCUCGCGAGGGAGAAGGUACGGGAUCACCUGCCCAAGCCGCCGGCGGGCCAGGAUCCAUGGGCCAACUUCAACAAGGCCGUGCUCGACACCCCGCCGCUCGACGUCAAGCCGGGCGGCGACGCCAAGACCAGCAAGGCCAAGCUGGGCCUGUACUUCCCGCUGCCCGAGAUCGUGCCCAACGUGCGCGCGGGGACGUGGCGGUACGAGUGCUCCGCGGAGGACGGGUCGGGCCUGGCUCCCGUGCCGGAGGGGGACCCGCGCUGGCCGCCCGAGGCCGACGCGCGCGUCAUUGUCGAGUCGCAGGCGCUCUCGCUGCGCCUGCGCUCCCAGAGCCUCGUCGCCGCCCCGCCCGGCGCCAAGAGCCAGCUGCCGCCGCAGCCUCGCCGGGUGUACCUCGUCGGCGGCGGGUCGCUGAACCCCGCGAUCGCCCGGGUCAUGGGCGACGUGCUGGGCGGCGCGGACGGGGUGUACAGGCUCGACGUCGGCGGCAACGCCUGCGCGCUGGGCGGUGCGUACAAGGCCGUCUGGACCCUGGAGAAGGGCCCCGAGGAGAGCUUUGACGAGCUGAUUGGCAAGCGGUGGAAGGAGGAGGAGGCCAUCCAGAAGGUCGACGAUGGGUAUCGCGAGGGUGUGUUUGAGAGUUAUGGAAGGGUGCUCGGGGCGUUUGAGGAGAUGGAGAGGAGAGUGCUCAAGGAGUUUAAGAACUAGAUGGAAAGGCCGCGGGUAAUAUCAGAACAUGUUGCAUGUACAAGGUCGAACGAAAAGUGAAUUCCAGAUGUGUAUUUGCUCACUCGGAACGAGAGAAAGAACAAGACCUCUGCUCGACUCGAGCUCCUCAAACGCCAUACGCCCCUACUUCUCGGCUCGCGUAGCUCGCAACAUGCCCAAGCUCGAGAGACCCCAAUCAGCCUGAGGAAUGAUUCAGGCACGUUGGCUUUGAAGAAAAAGAUGUAGAUGCAGUUCUCUCCGCAGG